Brugia pahangi is the source of this 372-nucleotide messenger RNA. Lineage: Eukaryota; Metazoa; Nematoda; Chromadorea; Rhabditida; Onchocercidae. The record is from the annotation of a GenBank genome assembly.
AUGGCUUUUACUAUUAUUGAAAGUAUCAAACCUGUAAAGGACCGUCUAGAAAGAUUAUUGAGUGAGGUAAAAACUAUGGAUAUCCAAACUUCAGAUCCAACCUUACCUACUAACCACGAACGACUCGAAAUUAACGAAACCAAAGAUCGACUCAUAGAUGAAAAAAUUCUUCAACUGCAAAUGUGCAUUGACUCUAUCGAAGUUUUAAAUAAGCAGUGGAUAGAAUGUGCCCAAAAAUCCAAAACGAAAAAGAAAGAUAAGGAAAAUAUAUACAAAAGAGAAAUUAAUAAUGAAAUCAAACAAAUAACUUCUAAACCGCCAAUAACAGAGUCAACAACGCCAACAUCCUAUUGCAACAUCAACCUUCCUUAG